AUGGAAACCAACUGUGGGGGCUCCCUGAUAAACCAGUGGUUCGUCCUCACCGCAGCCCACUGUGCCGAUGGUAGUAGAUAUAAUGUAGGCGAACCUCAAAAAGUGCGCUUGGGCGCACAUUACACCGAACCGAAUAGAAAUAUGCUGGCUGCUCUGCCUAUUGUUGAAAUCGACGUGAAUAAAACUAUAAAGCAUGAGUCUUACUACCAUCGGACUACAUUAAGUAACGACAUCGCCUUGCUGCAACUGAAAUUCCCAGUACGUUAUUCGGUGGCAAUACAACCGAUUUGUCUUCCCACCGCGAAAGCACCGCCUGAAGGUCGCAUUUUUGAAGUAGCCGGCUGGGGAAACGGAAGUCGAGUACUGGUGCGCAAAUUCCUCAAGGAAAAUCGUCAUAAUGAAACGCGAUGUAAAAACGAAAAUUUUGACUUAAAAUCACAUAUCUGUGCAGGUGGUCGCGAGGGUGGAGAUGACACGUGUAAAGGUGAUUCUGGCGGUCCCCUGAUGACCACCAACAAAACAGAAAAUUAUUCACUUUUAGCCGGAAUCAUAUCCUUUGGACAGCCACCGUGCGGACAGAAAGACAAGGCUUCUUUUUACACAGACACUAGACACUACCUUGAUUGGAUAAAGAUGAAAUUGGAGGAAUAUAAAAUACAAGAAAAUAUCACAUUAUCCCAGUUUAAAUGUCAUGAACAAAAUAAGAAAAAGCAAAAAAUACAAAAAAAUAUCACAUUAUACCAGUUUAAAUGUUAUGAACAAAAUAAGAAAAAGCAACAUUAUAAAUACUCUUGUAAAUACUAAAUUUUGUAAAUAUUAUAGUUAUAUUAUGUAAUAUUAUAGUAAUCCCCCAAGCCAUAUCAAAACCCGAGCCCCUUAGUCAGCUCUUAGUUUAACACUGAUUGUUAGCUUUAGGUAAAUAAAUAUAUUAAAGGAAAAAUAAAUUAUUUAAUUUUAGAUAGGUCUCCAAGAAGUUAUUUUGAU
Drosophila subpulchrella is the source of this 984-nucleotide messenger RNA. Its product is annotated as CUB and peptidase domain-containing protein 2. The transcript has 2 exons. The record is from RefSeq and is a predicted model, not a curated record. Lineage: Eukaryota; Metazoa; Arthropoda; Insecta; Diptera; Drosophilidae. The coding region runs from base 1 to 804 and encodes 267 amino acids. Gene Ontology annotation, biological process: proteolysis. Gene Ontology annotation, molecular function: serine-type endopeptidase activity.